Labrus bergylta (ballan wrasse) is the source of this 2431-nucleotide messenger RNA. RefSeq names its product nuclear prelamin A recognition factor (gene narf). Lineage: Eukaryota; Metazoa; Chordata; Actinopteri; Labriformes; Labridae. Gene Ontology annotation, cellular component: lamin filament. Gene Ontology annotation, molecular function: lamin binding. The record is from RefSeq and is a predicted model, not a curated record.
GUCUUCUCUUGCGCUGUUUUCCUGACUGUCCUCUGCAUUUGCUUCCCCACAUGCCUUUGUGUGAAAGGGCACUGAAAUAGAAACCUGCCGAUAAUCACGGAAGAAAAAUGUCAGAAGUCAACAAAGGAAAGCGCAAGGAGAAGUGUGAGAACUGCACAAAACAGUGCAACAAGAAACAGAGUGAAGAUGAUGCCGACUCACGCACGGAGAUAGAUGAAGUCAAUGGACAGGUGCAAGAAGGCCCCCAGUUGCUGCUGAGUGCUUGUCUGUCCUGUGAUGGCUGUCUGUCAGAGGAGGAGAGUUUGAAGAUCACUCAGCAGAGCCUGGAGGAAGUGGAGCGGGUUCUGGCUCUCAAUAAGAGGUGUGACGUGUCAAAGCACAAGGUGCUGGUAGCAUCCGUGUGUCCACAGUCUCUGCCUUUCUUUGCUGUGAAGUUCGGACUGGACAUCACCGAGGCAACCCAGAAACUCUGCGGCUUCCUCAAGAGCUUAGGAGUACAGUAUGUGUUUGACACCACACUGGCGGCCGGCUUCAGCAUCCUGGAGAGUCAGAAGGAGUUUAUCCAGAGGUAUCGCAGGAGGCACCACGACUCCAGUGCCUUGCCGAUGUUUACCUCUUCCUGCCCAGGUUGGAUCCGCUAUUCCGAGCGUGUCCUGGGCAGUUUGGUCACCCCUCAUAUCUGCACAGCCCGGUCUCCUCAGCAGAUUAUGGGCUGCCUGGUCAAAGACUACUUCUCCAAACAGCAGCAGAAGCUGAGUCCAGAGAAGGUGUACCACAUGUUAGUGGCUCCCUGCUUUGAUAAAAAGUUAGAGGCUGUCCGAGAGGAGUUUUACAACAGCCUGCUGGAGACCAGAGAUGUAGACUGUGUCCUCACGUCAGGGGAGAUUUAUUACCUCAUGGAGCAGAGGAAGGUUUCAUUGGAGGAGCUGGACUCUGUUCCUCUGGACCAUGUGCUGGGAGAAGCUGGAGACCUGGCGCCGGUGAGAAAUGAAGGCCGAGGCUCUGAGGGCUUCCUGGAGCACAUCUUUAAACAUGCUGCCAAAGAGCUCUUUGGUCUGGAAGUCCAUGAGAUCACAUACAAGACCCUCAGGAACAGGGACUUCCAAGAAGUGACUCUGGAGCGGGACGGGGAAACUCUGCUGCAGUUUGCUGCUGUCUAUGGUUUUAGGAACAUCCAGACUCUGGUUCAUCGGAUGAGAAAGGGACGUGUGCCUUAUCAGCUUGUAGAGGUGCUGUCCUGCCCAGGAGGGUGCUUAAGCGGUCGUGGUCAGGCGGAGAGCGACGUGGUUGGCCGGGUGGAUAAAGCUCUAGUGCAACAAAUGGAGGAGGCCUACAGCAGCCUGCCGGUCUGUCUCCCAGAUGUCAACCCUGCCCUGCACACUCUCUAUCAGGACUGGCUGCAGGGCCAGGACUCUCCACAAGCCAGCACACUUCUGCACACCCAGUACAGAAACGAGAGUCAGGUCCACACACAGCCCCCACACAUGCAGUGGUGAGCAGAAAGACAUGAAGUUAACUGAAUGGAGGCUGUCUCUGGUCGAUUGGACCAUCACAUUGUCCAUGCUGGGACCAUAAAGGACAAGCAGAGGACCAGUGAAGAUUCAAAAGGUGCAGUUCUUCCAUUUGGCCACCGGAGGGAGAUGUGUGUAUUUAAAUCAGAGGGUCCUCUGUGCUGACUGCUGACCCUGUGACUAUAUGAUAAGAAGAGUCAGGAAAAACACACACUUCUGUUUUAUGCAGACUUAAGCAGUAAUGUCAGGAAGCUGCAGGUAAUGGCUGUCAAAAGAAAAGCCCCUAAUCCACGGGCUUUUGUGAGAAAUGAACUCUGUAGCCGGUGUGAACUAUUUGUCAAUGAAUGCACAGAGCAAUAAACCACUGACAAAUCAGCAAAGAAGAUUUAAGCACAUCGAGAGCUCAUGUACUGCACGUGUGGAAGCCAGACUUACAUUUAAGGAGUCUAAUUUAUUCCAAAUGUAAACUGUCCAGUAUUAAAUCUGUUGAUUUACUUUCCAGUCAAGUUUUCUCCACACUGUCAUCACACUUCUUGACGUCUAUGCAACAGUGUGAUCGUCGUAUCUCAACAGUCGUAUAAAAGACAUGCUGCUCUGCGAUUAAAGGAGAUAAAAAGAUUUUUAAUAGAACUAAAUAAGUAGAGGGAGGGCUUUAGCAGCCCAGUGUUUGGUUUAUCCAUCUCAGUAAAGAAUCAUAGUUUUUAUUUUAUUUUAAGGUGCAAGAUGACUUCCUUUACGUUGUCACUUCUGUUUCCAUUCCCAAACAAAUAUUCUUAUGAUAAGUGUUGUUGUUUAAAAAGAUCAAACAUGAAUGUGAGGUACUAAAAAUGUCCUAACAAAUUAAGCGUUUGUUCAUUUCAAUGUAGAAGCUGAACAAUGACAUGAAUGUGUGCCAAUAAAUCAAUCCUCAUCUCCUUAGA